CUGGGGCUCCCGAAGUUACGGAAACCUAUGUGUGACACAUCGUCGUUCGUGAAUGGCACAGCAGCUGAUGUACGUAUAUUAGAAUUCUACGACCAGCACUGGACUACAUACAUGGAGUGCGUUGCCGUGAUUGCUCUCUACUACGUCGCCGCGAUUACGACUCGUAUACACCUGCUACAACCAUCAGUUUCUAAGAGACAACGACCCUCGUUGGCAGAGGAGUCACCCAGACUACCUAGCGAAGACGAUGCGAACGCUCAGACAAGUGCACUCAUCACAAGCAAAUCUGCCGACGUGCGCGCGAACGAUCCGGAUCAAGACAUCUGUCUAUCUUGGAAUAAUAACCACAUGGAGAAGUCGUUGCCAGGCGACGCGAUUCCUUCCCACCCCCCAUUACAUAGCAGCAAGAGAAACCCACAAACCUGCCAGAACAGGAAGAAUAUCUUGCGCCAGUUCCUCACUGUACUGUGUGGCGCGAGCCAUGUGCUCACUUUGACGGCCAUGAUGGCCUGGAGCAUCACCUAUACUUCCUGGCUGAGCUUCGUGUUGCUACUAUGGUCCUGCAUUCUCUGCAUGAUGCCCAACACGCGUCGAGCAUGUUUGCGGACGUCUCCAGCACUGGUUGCGUACGCAGAGCUGUUGCUGCUACUUCAAUAUGUUCUCAGUUUGAACCUGACAGACACGGAGUUGCCAGAGCUUCCUCAAGUGGGGCUGAUAAAGUACUACGAGAAGUCCUACCGCGCCCUCUUCGUCAAGAUGUCCUGUACAGUGGUCUUCUGGAUAACCUUAUACCAGUAUGUGGAUUUGAGGCACCGUGGAUAUCCCAGUGAGAUUUUGGGAGUCACCAAGACACUUGAUGAUUCAGCGUCCGUUCCCAGCCAGGAGAGAAAUCGACGGCAAUCGUCUUUCGCCACUGCGGCUGAUGCCCAGCAACCUGUUCGUCGACUGGCCAACCGAAUGCACCGGUUCUUUUCUCGCUACUGGGUUUGGGUUCCUGCUAUUUCGCUAGGACUGGUGGCACUCGUUGGUUCCAGGGUGGUUGUGUACAGGGUGGUCUAUCUAUUUUUCUUCCUCGUCUUUCUUCUAAUAUUCCAGCUGUCCUACAACCUCUGGGUAGAUAUGAUGUACUGCUUUUUGAUGGCGGUUAUCAUUUAUACGAUGAUGGUACUCAUCCUCAUCUACACGUACCAGUUCGAACGGUUUCCAUCCUACUGGGAAGAAUAUCUCCAUAUACCUCCUGACAUACAACAUGACUUGGGACUGGAGAAGUAUUCGACAUACGAUACCUUUGUAGCUCUCUUGGUUCCCACAUCGAUUUUGAUCAUCACCAUAUGGCAGCUCAACUGGUUCCAUGAGGAUUUCCUCAAGGCCAACAGAGAGACACGCACAAAGCAGCAUCGGUCCGAAAAACAUGUAGCGGAAGACCCAUGUGAUAUACGGAGCAGCAAUACGAACGAUUUCAGCGGCUCAUCAAUUGGUCUGUUUCCUCGACCAAUCAGUGGUUUCUUGCGUCGUAGGAUAUGCACGGAUAGACUUCGCAAGUUCCUGAAUGAUGCCAAAGAAGUCUCAUGGCGGAUACUCGAGAUCCACGCCUACAAGAUCGUCUUCUUUUCCGUCACAUACGUAUCUGUUUACGAUGUUGUAUGCAAGAUUUCUUUGGACUGUGGAAAACACUACACCGGGCAGACGGGGCAGAUGAAACACCAGAUUAUGGGAUACGCUUACAACUUCAAAACUGACACAGGCACCUAA
Messenger RNA from Ornithodoros turicata, 1752 nucleotides. RefSeq names its product piezo-type mechanosensitive ion channel component-like. The transcript has 11 exons. The coding region runs from base 28 to 1752 and encodes 574 amino acids. Gene Ontology annotation, cellular component: membrane. Gene Ontology annotation, molecular function: mechanosensitive monoatomic ion channel activity. NCBI's taxonomy places the organism in Eukaryota, Metazoa, Arthropoda, Arachnida, Ixodida, Argasidae. The record is from RefSeq and is a predicted model, not a curated record.